Molecule: messenger RNA, 3416 nt
Organism: Sitodiplosis mosellana (orange wheat blossom midge)
Lineage: Eukaryota; Metazoa; Arthropoda; Insecta; Diptera; Cecidomyiidae
Product: bifunctional 3'-5' exonuclease/ATP-dependent helicase WRN-like
Exons: 5
Coding region: 147-3179 (1010 amino acids)
Biological process (GO): DNA replication; double-strand break repair via homologous recombination
Cellular component (GO): chromosome; cytoplasm; nucleus
Molecular function (GO): 3'-5' DNA helicase activity; ATP binding; nucleic acid binding
Source: RefSeq, a predicted model, not a curated record
GACAGCUGUCAAAACAAAAACGCGCGAUUUCAUCACAUAAAAGGUUUGUAAACACAGUAAUCCUUCGUUGUUGUUCAAGUUUUCUGUAUAUAUUGUUGAAGAAAUUAUGAAAUUAAACUAAAGUUUUGUGGAAAAACCAACCAAAAAUGGAUGACGAUUUUGAUUUUGAUGAUGCAAUUUUGGUGGAAGUGGCGAGCCAAGUCGAUCGUCAGCUGGACGCGAAGAAGCCAAGUGCAGAGCAUUUGCAAUGUUUGCAAUCAAAUUUUGGUCACGGCCAAUUCAGACCAAGCCAAUGGGAAAUCAUUCGUUCGAUAAUCGAAGAAAAGCGUGAUAAUUGCGUCAUCAUGCCAACUGGGUAUGGAAAAUCGUUAUGUUUUCAAUUUCCGGCCGUUUACACAAAUGGAAUCACAUUGGUUGUGUCACCGUUGAUUUCAUUGAUGCAAGAUCAAGUGAGCGCAUUGAGUGUCGCUAAUAUUCCGGCUUGCUAUCUUGGUUCAGCACAAACCGAUCGAAACAUUGAAAGUCAAGUGACUGCCGGAGAUUUUCGUAUGGUUUACGUCAGUCCAGAGUAUAUCAACGGUGAACGUGGACAGAAACUGUUGCGGAAGUUGGAGCCGAUGCUAACACUGGUUGCAAUUGAUGAAUGUCAUUGUAUCUCCGCAUACGGCCAUUGUUUUCGUCCCGAAUAUCGAAAGUUGGGCUGCAUCCGAAAGCAAAUACCAUCGGUGCCAAUUUUAGCCGUAACCGCAACUGCCACUCAACAUGUUCGUGAUGAUAUCAUUUAUUCACUUCAUUUGAAGAGUCCCCAAAUCAUGUCAAUGGGUUUUGAUCGGCCAAACAUUCACUUUUCAUUUCGAAAUAAAACCAAAAAUAUUUGGGAUGACCUAAAGCCAUUUGUUACAAACGUUCGUGGCAGUGUUAUUGUCUAUGUGUUGACGAAAAAUGGUUCAGAAGAAAUUGCACGGAUCUUACAGCAGAAUGGUGUGAAUUGCGAGAUUUAUCAUGCUGGCAUAUCGAUGAAGAAACGAAGAACCGUACUCGACGACUUCAUCAAAGAUCGUUUAAACGUUAUUGUGGCUACGGUUGCUUUUGGCAUGGGCAUCGAUAAGCCCGAUGUACGUUGUGUCGUUCAUUAUGGAGCAUCCAAGAACUUGGAAUCAUAUUACCAAGAAGUUGGCAGAGCUGGCAGAGAUGGUCAAUUGUCACGUGCAAUUACAUUCCAUGACAAAGCUGACUUUGGAUUACACGAAUGGUUCUUGAGCGAGAAUCGCGAACAUCAAUCGGAAGCGGUGAUUAAACAUUUGCGCGAAAUUGGCCAGAAGAUGCGAAACUUUUGUCAUACAUCGAUGUGUCGAAGAAAAUACCUCUUGGAAUACUUCGGUUCCGAUGCAUCACGCAUACGUCCACGUAAAAAUUGCUGUGAUAAUUGUGACAAUGGUUCCAGUCGCAUCACUUUGAGUGAUCAAUACGAGGGUAUUGACGACGAAGGCAACUAUGAUUUCACAGAAAAUGCGUACCUCUUGUUGAAAGCGAUGAAAGUCACGAACAAGGUCUCUGUAGCGAUAACCGUGCUGAAAGGAUCUUCCGAAAAAAAGGCGUUGGAAUUUAAAAAUUUCAAGGAAAUUUAUGGCGCUGGCAAAAUUUGGCCGAAAGAAUAUUGGAGCCAUUUGGUUGAUCAAUUGAAAGAAAAUCAGUACAUAACAAUAAAAAAGCUACCACUGCCUUAUCGACCUAUUCCAAUCAUCUCUCCAAAAGGACUUGAUUGGUUGAAAACGAGAGAACGUUUGAUUUUAAAAGCCAAACCAGAAAUGUACCCAUACUUCAGGAAGAAGCGGAAGGUUGUUCAAAACAACAACCUGGAACCAAGUACAAGUACAACAAAACCACCGGCCGCUGUUCCAAUGGAAGUCGAAAACCAGUUUGCAGUUGAACAGGAAGACGAUGAUGACUAUCAACUGCAAGCGGAAAUGAGCGAUAAGCAUUUGGAGGAGAUUUUGCUGGGCAUUCGUGCGAUUUUAGCCGAAAACAGCGAUUGUAUGCCGUUUUUGGUGGCCACAAACCUAGCCAUUCAACAGAUGGUCCAGAAGAAGCCAGUCAGCGUCAAGGAGUUGAAAUCGUAUCUUAUCGAUGGUUUCUCUAUAGCAAAAAUAGAGAAAUUUGCAUCGUACUUCAUUAAUGGUAUCAUUAAAUUCAUGAACAACGAAUUCUGUCUGAGCACACUUCUGAAAACAUACCCAUUGAAGAAGAAGCAAUCUCAAUUGUCGCCACAAGAAACACGUCGAAUCAUCAAACUGAUCAGGGAUAAUCAAUCGGUCACAAAUAUAUGCCAACAACUGAAUCGCUCUGAAUCGGAAAUCAUCGACGAAAUUGUGAUUUUGAUUCGAACUGGCUUUCUCAUCACAACAACGCAUCUGGCCCAUUUGGUCGGAGCGAACGAUGAAAUCUUAAAGUACCUCAAAUCGAAUGUGACUGAUGAAGAUAUUACGAAUUUGAAUAAUAUCAGCGUGGUGAAAGCGAAAUUUGCCGAAAAGAGUCGCAUCACCGAACAGAUGUUGAUUUUAGUGUUGAACUACUUGAAAGUUCGUCAAUUUCUGCGUUCAAUCAACGUUCCGUAUUUCGAUAUUGAUGAGAAUCGACUUGUCAAUGGUGGUGCACUUUUGGAAGCGAAAACGAUUGAGAAAGUCAAUUCAAACCCCGAUCAAAGCCAACCGAAACGAGAAGAAGAUAAGAGCAAUCAGAAACCGAUUUCAUCGAGUCAAAAUAAUAAAUCGUUUGCCGAUUUGCUAGGAGAGGAUGAAGACGAUUUUGCAGCUGCCAUAGCAAGUUUUGAUAGUAAGACUGAAUUGACAUCGAAACCAUUACAAUCAUCACAAAAGACAAAUCAAAAUACCGAACCCAAGACAGUCGAAGUUAAGUCCAAGACUGUUGAAGUUAAGCAAACAGUAAAAUUGCCCGUGGCUCAAAGCAAAACAACGACAGCAUCAGCAGCCAGGAAGCGUCCAGCUGUACGGUCAAAGUACCAAAUUCAAUACUACAGCGACUCCGAUUCAGAUUCCGGCGACAAUAAAGAUGAGCCGCAAAAUAAACGGCCACUACCACAAUGGCUUACCACAAAGAAAAGCACAGCCACAACCGCAAGCGGCCAGUCGAAUCCAAUUCGAAAAAACUCGUUCUUUUAGGGAAUCGUCCAAAUUAAGAAAUAAUUUAAUUUUUAAGCUGAUUAAAUCUGUUUUUUUUUCUUAUGUGAAAUUUGCGAGAAAAAAAACUGAAACUAAAUUAUUUUUUUUCAUGGCAGAGAAUAAAAAGUUUGAUAAUUGAAAAGAACAAAGCCAUUGAAUAUUUAAAACCGAACACUUUUUUCAACUUCUGAAUAGCUUAUGUGAAAAAAUGGUAAAAUUAAAAGAAUUACACCUCUA